Pelobates fuscus (common spadefoot toad) is the source of this 636-nucleotide messenger RNA. RefSeq names its product NK2 homeobox 8 (gene NKX2-8). Gene Ontology annotation, biological process: regulation of transcription by RNA polymerase II; cell differentiation. Gene Ontology annotation, molecular function: DNA-binding transcription factor activity, RNA polymerase II-specific; RNA polymerase II cis-regulatory region sequence-specific DNA binding. The transcript has 2 exons. The record is from RefSeq and is a predicted model, not a curated record. Lineage: Eukaryota; Metazoa; Chordata; Amphibia; Anura; Pelobatidae. Gene Ontology annotation, cellular component: nucleus. Bases 1 to 636 code for a protein of 211 amino acids.
AUGUCUUCUUCUGACAGACUGAGCUUCACGGUCAGAAGAAUAUUGGACCUACCAGAUUAUGAAGGCAACAAUAUACAGACAGACUCAAGAAUUAAUUACAACAGGACUACUGCCUAUCAAGAAUGGUUGGAAAGUGAGAAGAAUCCAUAUCUGUCAUCAGAUGAGAGUGGGUCAGAGGCAACAUUACCGGAUACAAUUCAAAGGGUGGAGGAGUCUUCUCAUUCUCCAGAAGAGGACAAGAAGAAAAAACGUAGAGUCCUUUUCUCAAAGGCUCAGACCUUGGAACUGGAGAGAAGAUUUCGUCAACAGCGUUACCUGUCUGCCCCAGAAAGAGACCAGCUAGCCCAUAUCCUUCACCUGACCCCAACACAGGUCAAGAUCUGGUUCCAGAACCAUCGCUACAAGAUGAAGAGGGCAAAACCUGAGGGAAGCAGUUCUGUACCUUUCCUGAAACAAGUCAUGGUACCAGUACUGGUCAGAGAUGGGAAGCCAUGCCAAGUUUGUUCUCCUACCAGCCACAGACAAAGGCUACAGGUGUUUCCCUCACUGCAAUCCACAGCAGCAUUUAACUUUAUCCCCGGUUAUCACCACCAACAGCAUUUGUCUCAGCCAUCAAGCCUCUCCUGGAGAUGGUGA